AUGUACUCAUAUCGCCUGUGUGUGGAUGAAAGUCUCACCACCCUUGGUAGCGCUUCGAUGCGAUCGAGCUUGGCGCUGGAAGUCAGCUUCGUCUUGUCUCUCAUGGUUUUGCUGAAGCUUUACACGGGAUUUGUUUAUUUCGUGUCUGUCGAGAAAUCUCUUGUGAAGGCGACUAGCCGACUGCAAGUGCUGGCAAACGAGGCGUCGCAUGUGCUGAGCGACGCGAUCGAGGGGUGGCGUUACUUCCGCCAUAGCGUCGCCUUGUACGCUUUCACCGUGGCUGCUGCACAAUCAAACGAGGCGACGAGAGCUGGGCCGCCGAGAGAUCACUCGCGCGUGACGCCAGCGGAAGCCAACGACCUCGCCAAGCUCCUCUCGCAACGAGAAGUCUUGAGCGACAGGGAGCUUGAGGAGCUUCAGAACCUCUCCAGCAUCGCUGCUGUCCCCGUCAUCAAAGCUUGGUGUACUCAACAUUACAUGGCGCUGCUGCCGGACGCUAUGUCGACCCCUCUUCUUCAGAGAGGGACAGAGAACUUGUGGAGCGCGCUGGAUGAUUUUGAGUUGAACAAGUCUUGCCAUGGCUUCAAAGACAUCAUCAGCUGCUCUCGGAUGGUCACAACGAUCGGCUUUCUGCUCCUUACAUACACUUUUAUGUUUGUAAGCAAUCACGGGAGUUACAUCUCUAUCGGGCUUCUUCCUUUGCUGAUCCUCCUGCUCCUCUUCAUCGACGAGAUGGCAAACAUGUCGUUCGAAGCUCCUGCACUGCUUGUGAAUGACUCGAGUCGACUCGUUUCCCUCAUCGAUGAUACGUUGGAGAAACACUCGCAGCUGUUGCAAAGUCAGAGAAAGGUCAUCGAAAGGAAGCGUAUGCUUGAGAAUACUCAGACUGAUGAAUACAAGCGAGGUUUCAAGAUUCUCAAGCAAGAGCUUUGUGACAAGGGAAAGCAGCCAAGCGAGGGGUUUGAAAGAAUCGACGUGGAUCGAGAUCGCCUCAUCUCUGUUGAAGACCUGCUGGCAGCCGUGCAGAUCCUCCAGCUCCCUGUGUCCGACGACGUCGUGAAGCUGAUCUUCAACAACAUGAACCCCAGCAGUGAAGACAAGGUGGGAUUGGAAGCCUGGCAGACGUUCUUCAGUGGAGCCUCGGCUGGCUUGCAAGAGACGGAGGAGGACGGGAGAGCUUCGCCUGAUCCUCGGGCGAUGCAACCCAGGACAGGACUGAAGGAAACUGCCAAGCUGUAUGAGGCCCCCAAGACAGACGAUGCUUUGAACCCGGAGGCAGGCAAGGUGAGAAACAGAAGCAGCGUGCUUCCCAAGACUUCGUUGAUGUACGAGGCCAACCGAGCUAAGCUCUCGCUGUCGGAUCUGCUUCACAAUGAUCGACCUGGGGCUGCAUUAAAGUGA
Molecule: messenger RNA, 1401 nt
Organism: Guillardia theta CCMP2712
Lineage: Eukaryota; Cryptophyceae; Pyrenomonadales; Geminigeraceae
Exons: 7
Coding region: 1-1401 (466 amino acids)
Molecular function (GO): calcium ion binding
Source: RefSeq, a predicted model, not a curated record